Messenger RNA from Talaromyces stipitatus ATCC 10500, 2007 nucleotides. Its product is annotated as MFS multidrug transporter, putative. Gene Ontology annotation, cellular component: membrane. The transcript has 4 exons. Gene Ontology annotation, biological process: transmembrane transport. The record is from RefSeq and is a predicted model, not a curated record. NCBI's taxonomy places the organism in Eukaryota, Fungi, Ascomycota, Eurotiomycetes, Eurotiales, Trichocomaceae. Bases 266 to 1531 code for a protein of 421 amino acids. Gene Ontology annotation, molecular function: transmembrane transporter activity.
ACCAAAUAACCAGGAUCUUUUUCCGCCUUUCUUGAGGUCUCCAGAGCACUUUGAGUAAGCCUAGGCACACACCUUUCAAGAGCUCACCCUCCUCAUCGUUCUCGCCAGCAGUCCAUCAAUCCCAGACUGGAGUCUUCCUGUAGCAGAUUUCCAACUUAACAAGCCAAAACUCUACAGCACCCCUGAGUAUUCUCUCUCACUUUGCCUUGUGCAACCAAGGACAGGUCGAUACGUCUACCACAGACAACAGAGGUAUACGGACACAAUGACCACGCCACAGGAAGAAUCAGGCCCCCGACAGGGCGAGCAAUUACGCAACCCUAAUGACCGCCCCGAAUGCUUCUCCAGUACCCUGCAAGAGUGCCUAUUUGUCUUGACGACGACGAUGGCUAUCGCUCAGACCUCAUUCUUUGAGGGGCUGGUUCUUGUCGUGUCUGCUUCCAUCGGAGAAGAUCUCAACAUGAGCUCUGCUGAAAUCACAUGGAUUACUGCCGGCGUUUCACUCACGAGUGGCGCAUUCCUGUUGGCGUUUGGAAAAGUGGCUGAUAUGUUCGGCCGUCGGAUAAUGUUCAUGGCCAGCAUGGCGGGAUUUACAGUCGCAUUGGUGAUCGCCGGAUUCGCCAACGCAGCUAUUUAUAUGGAUGUAUUCUCGGGCGUCAUGGGUAUUUUUUGCGCUUCUGCCGUACCACCUGCGGUCGGAUCGCUGGGGGUUGUGUAUUCAAAACCUUCGAAACGGAAAAAUCGCGCUUUUGCCUGCUUCAGUGCUGGAAACCCGUUGGGCUAUGUAGGGGGCAUGAUUAUCUCCGGUAUUGCGUCUCAGGUUGGUAACUGGAGAAUUGCUCUUUGGACAUUGGCUGUGAUAUACGCCAUUUUUACCCUGUUGGCCGUCUGGACGGUUCCCAGCGACCCUCCAAAGGCCAAAGCUGAGUUGAAUUGGCAAUCAAUGAAGAAACUAGACCCUAUUGGCAUGUUGUUGGCGAUUUCUGGUAUUGCUCUGUUUUCGACUGCACUUUCGACGGCUGGAGACGCAUCCAAUGGCUGGAAAACACCAUAUGUCAUUCUGCUACUCGUUUUGGGGGUUGUUCUUAUUGCUGGUUUCUUGUCCUGGGAAUCGAUAUAUUCAACUCCUUUGAUGCCUCUUUACGUCUGGCAGGAUCGGAACUUUUCUCUGCUGAUGGGAUCUCUCUGUCUUGGUUUCAUGGGAUUUAUCAGCAGUGAGUUCUGGAUGGCUUUAUAUAUGCAACAAAUUAAGCACUACAGUCCUUUAGAAAUCACUGCUCGUUUACUGCCGAUGAUUAUCAACGGAAUCUUGGUCAACGUUGUCUGCGGUCUCAUUCUGCACAAAGUCAGCAACAAGUUGCUCAUGCUUAUUGGCGCUACGGCGUACAUGAUUGCGUUCCUUAUUAUGAGUUUUACGCCGGAUGAUGGCAUCUACUGGGGCUGGUAUCUUGUGCCGCUACUGUUGAUGGUUGUUGGGGCUGACACUGAAUUCAACGUGGUCAACGUGAGGGCCCUCUCUCUCUCCCCUUGAAUGCUAAUAAAACUUGGAAUAUAGAUGUAUGUCAUGUCCAGUCUUCCAUCGUCCGACCAGUCUCUUGCCGGAGGCAUUUUCAACACUGCGUCCAAGUUCUGCGCCAACACCAGUCUUGGCAUCACGACUGCUGUUUACAACUCUGUCCGCAACCAGGGACCGGCAAGUCCAAUCAAACCGUACCUGUCAACGUACUGGUUUGCUGCAGCGUCAGCCGGUUUGGGGGUCGUCUUGAUACCUUUCUUAAAGCUGGGAACGCAGGGACACGAGGACAAGACCAACUCGUCUGACGAAGAGACACUAGACACACCUAAUGUUGAGGCAGACGCUGAGACCAAAAUUUGAGCUGUCUCAUGUACGGACUGGUGUUUUCUUCCUGUUUCGGAUAUAUCGCAUGGCUAUAGGUGCACAUGUUGGAAUGUCAACAGAUUACAUUAAAUUUCGUAUACUGGUUGAAUAAUCACAGUCAAUUUUAG